CUGAAACAGCUCGAAGUUGACGAGCGCGGACUCGACGGCACCGACACUCGCAUGCUGCUCACCAUCAUCGAGAAGUUCGAGGGCGGUCCCGUAGGAUUAGACACCAUAGCGGCGUCCAUCAGUGAAGACAGCGACACCAUCGAGGACGUGUACGAGCCAUACCUACUGCAACUCGGCUUCCUUGACAAGACCCCCCGGGGCCGCGUAGCCACCCGCCGCGCCUACGACCACCUCGGCUUCGACUACGCCAAAGACAACCCCAACUCACCCCAGGCCUCCUUAUUCCAGUGA
This is a messenger RNA of Geodia barretti, 291 nucleotides long. NCBI's taxonomy places the organism in Eukaryota, Metazoa, Porifera, Demospongiae, Tetractinellida, Geodiidae. The record is from the annotation of a GenBank genome assembly.